UCUCUGGUAGUCACCGGCUCUGUGUGCGCUCUGAAGAAAAGGAGGAAGCGCAGAGAGUGAGAGCGCAGCGCAGCGCACGCCAGUCCGCUGAGCCACAGGACGAGAUAGCGAAAACCGAGACAAACAACCCGAAGAUCACCAUCAGCUGAUCGCACCGCCGCAGUUUUGAACUCCUCCACGCGGAGCAGCGCACGAGACGCGUCCUUUGCAGUCCCGGAAACGCUCUCAGGCACCAACAACUUGGCGUCGGUCAGUUAAAGUGCGACUAAAGACACAGAUAGUCGGAGAAUGGCAGACUCGGCGGCGGCCAACAGCGACGGGGAGGACGGACCCCGCGAGCCCAUGCGGGGCUUCGCGCGCCAGGGAGCCCUCCGCCAGAAGAACGUGCACGAAGUGAAGGACCACAAAUUCAUCGCGCGCUUCUUCAAGCAGCCCACCUUCUGCAGCCACUGCACCGACUUCAUCUGGGGUUUUGGCAAGCAGGGAUUCCAGUGUCAAGUGUGUUGUUUCGUGGUUCACAAACGUUGCCAUGAGUUCGUCACGUUCUCCUGUCCAGGCGCUGAUAAAGGACCCGCGUCAGACGACCCGAGGGCAAAGCACAAGUUUAAGAUCCACACCUACUCCAGCCCGACCUUCUGCGACCACUGUGGCUCUCUGCUCUACGGCCUCAUACACCAGGGCAUGAGAUGCGACCACUGUAUGAUGAACAUCCAUAAGCGCUGCGUGGCCAAUGUGCCGAGCCUGUGCGGGACAGACCACACCGAGAGGAGAGGUCGCCUCCAGAUCACCGCCGAGGUCAAGACUAAUGUGCUCACCGUUACCAUCAAAGAGGGCAGGAAUCUGGUUCCCAUGGACCCCAACGGUCUGUCAGACCCCUAUGUGAAGCUUAAACUGAUCCCAGACCCCCGCAGCGAGAGUAAACAGAAGACCAAGACCAUCAAGUGCUGCCUCAACCCCACCUGGAAUGAGACCUUUAAAUUCCACCUGAAGGAGUACGAUAAGGACCGCCGUCUGUCGGUGGAGGUGUGGGACUGGGACCUGACCAGCCGCAACGACUUCAUGGGAUCGCUGUCCUUCGGCAUCUCGGAGCUCCAGAAACAAGGAGUGGACGGAUGGUUUAAGCUGCUCUCCCAGGAAGAAGGCGAGUACUUCAACGUGCCCGUUGCUCCGGAGGGCGAGGAGGGCAACGAGGAGCUACGGCAGAAGUUCGAGAGGGCUAAGAUCGGUCCAGGCAAGAACACAGAAGGCAAGUCGGCCAACGCUGCAUCCCGGUUCGACUCCAAUGGCAACCAAGAUCGCAUGAAGCUGUCCGACUUCAACUUCCUGAUGGUGCUGGGCAAGGGCAGCUUCGGCAAGGUGAUGCUGGCAGAGCGUAAAGGGACAGAUGAUCUGUACGCUAUAAAGAUCCUGAAGAAGGACGUUGUGAUCCAGGAUGACGACGUGGAAUGCACCAUGGUGGAGAAGAGAGUGUUGGCGUUGGCUGGAAAGCCCCCGUUCUUAACACAGCUGCACUCCACCUUCCAGAGCAUGGACCGCCUGUAUUUUGUCAUGGAGUACAUAAACGGAGGAGAUCUCAUGUAUCAGAUUCAGCAGGUCGGCAAGUUCAAAGAGCCCCAUGCUGUAUUCUACGCCGCAGAGAUAGCCAUCGGUCUGUUCUUCCUACAUCAAAAGGGCAUCAUCUAUAGAGACCUGAAGCUGGACAACGUGAUGCUGGACUGCGAGGGCCACAUUAAGAUAGCAGAUUUUGGCAUGUGUAAAGAAAACAUGAACGACGGAAUCACCACCAAGACCUUCUGUGGAACACCGGACUACAUAGCUCCUGAGAUCAUAGCCUACCAGCCUUAUGGAAAAUCUGUGGACUGGUGGGCUUUUGGAGUAUUGCUCUAUGAGAUGCUGGCUGGACAGCCUCCAUUUGACGGUGAGGAUGAGGAUGAGUUAUUUCAGUCCAUCAUGGAGCAUCACGUCUCCUAUCCCAAGUCAAUGUCCAAGGAGGCUGUCGCUAUCUGUAAAGGGCUGAUGACGAAGCAUCCAGCCAAGCGACUGGGCUGUGGUCCGGAGGGGGAGCGAGACAUCAGGGAGCACAGCUUCUUCCGCUACAUGGACUGGGAGAAACUGGAGAACAAGGAGGUGCAGCCGCCAUUCAAACCAAGAGCUAGGAACCGUCGGGACACCUGUAACUUCGACAAGGAGUUCACCAAGAUGCCGGUGGACCUGACGCCGACAGACAAGCUCGUCAUCAUGAACCUGGACCAGGACGAGUUCCUCGGCUUCUCCUACACCAACCCUGAAUAUGUGGCUCCUGCAAAUUAGCACGCACUCAGUGACGCCGAUGGACUGGCAGAAAAGCGAGGUUUCAGAGCAGAUAGGAAGGAAGACUGGCAGUAAAAGUCUAAUUUUUCUGCGUUUGUUCUGUAAAUGUCUGCGUUAUUUUAGGCCACACUGGGGUUUGUCCAAUACUUCAGCAUACGAAAGGUAUCACAACACCAAAUUUGCACAAUAGACUGGAUACCAAAGAUUUUGAAGUAUUGCAUCAAAAACACCCUGGGUGUCAAAAUGUGCUUUUUGUACAGGACAAAAUCACGCGUGGCAUGCUAAAUUUAUGGGAAAAUAUCAAUCCCCAAAGACUACAAUUGACCAAUUAUAUACACAAUGCACUAAAAAGAUAUGGUCAGCCAUACACACCGCACCACCCCGGUCUUGUUUGCACUGAACAUGUGCUCCCUGCACUUAAUUUUUAUGCCACGAUUAUAAUAACAGUAGAAAUUGGUUUGCUUCUGUGUUUAUGACGUAAAUCUGCUUAAACGCUACAGCAAACCUAUUUUCAGUUUCCUUAAUUGAAGCGUUGUCAUACGUUCUCUAGUGUUGUUCCGCAAGUUUAACUGCAUCAGUUGUGACAUCUCGUACCAAACCAUGUAAGGAGAGUAACUAAUCACUGAGAUGUGACAUGACAUAAACCCGUGUUGAACAAGAAAGAAUGGGUACGAGCAGCAGCCUCAGUCCCUGGCGUGAUUCGCCCUGUGCAGUUAAAACAAGCAUUGUCUUUAUGUGUGAGUCAUUUUUUAACAUGGCACAGUCAUUCUAGUCCUAAUUUAAUGAAUACUUUUCCCAACAUGGCUUCAACGAGGAUAAACGGGACCAAAAACAAACAGGAAACGUGGCUGCUUCUAGAUUAGAAAAUGUUUUUAGAUCACGAGAGGACCAAAUUGUCAUGACGUUAGAAGUUUUUUAAUCUUGUUACUCUCAUCACUUUGUAAAACUGUUUAGGAGUUUAAAAAAAAACUAGAAUGAACAAAGUGCAUCCAAAUCUGCAUCCACAGUAUCUUCUGCAGCCAUGUAACCAGAGGCCUGAGUGUGCAGGCUUUAGCCAUCUUAACAUGCUGUGUAUCAGCUCGAUUUGUGUGUCUUGACCAGUGUUGCCUGUUUCAGCCAGCCUGCACGCCGUGGAAGUGCUGACACACACUCAGACUGAGCGUCUCACACAAGGCCAUCACAGGGGAAUAUGCCUAAUGAGCAAACUUCACAGCCUGUCAAACCUUUUUGUCCUUCUCUUCCUUCUCUUUCCUCCUUUGGCUCUUGCCUUCUCCUUUCCCCUCCCCCAAAUACCCCUGUUGUCUCCUUUUAUUUAUUUUUUUGUGUUCUGGCUCUAAUCCGUUCUUCUGACAAGGCCUCACUGGGAGCCUAGUAUGACGUGGUGUCACAGGGUUGGCAAUGCGGCAGUCACCAGUGGAGCAUGCACACUCACACACACACACACACACAUACAGAUGCACGCACAGUGAAUGAGGAGCUGCUUUGACAACCCCCAAGUGAGCGUUUUCACAAACAGCAAUAAUAACGACAGCAAUGCUGCUUUUCUCAAUUAUUUACUUUACUUUGGUUCUCCCAAACCAUCUGCGUUUGUGUGUGGUAGUGCUGUGUUUAUGUGCAUGUUUUGGCAAAUGUCCAUAUGCUAAAAUACAUGUGUGAAUGCGUGCGUGUGCUCGCAUGAGUGCGUUGUCCGUCCCUGUGUGUGUGUGCGCGUGUGUGUUUGUGUGUUUUAUAAGGCUUCACUGGAUAAAGCCAAUUAUUUCAAAUUCAGCUCAAAUUCAGCAAAUCUGCCUUCAAGCUUCAAACCACAUUACACUGGCUAUAAUGCCAACUAGCUCUGCGUACUGUACACACACACACACACACACACACACAGCCAUACAGUCCAAUCCAUGACUGAGGGUUGGAAUUAUUAGGUGAAGCGUAACAAGGCGGACAAUGACUGUGAAAUGUUCGCUCCUGGAGGCACACAAGGCAUAUACUGUAGGUCCAUUACACAGGCCUAGAUUGUUUCUCCCUUCUUUAAUCAGCACAAACAGUACCCUCAUGUAUACUAUAUACAGUACAUAUACAUAAAUUGUACAUAUUUCUAUACAGUAUAUAAGCAUACACAUACGCACAGCAUCCCUCCCCUAACUCUCUCACCUUCGGGGGAAGUUUCGACUCCGCAGUCCUGUUCCUUUACUUCGAUGGUGUAAAAUAUGAAGUUUAAUUUGUGUGUCGGCCUUUCUCAAGCGUAGAGCUGUAUUAUGCUCAGGUCAAGGGUGUAAAUAUCUCCUCGUGUUGAUCACGCCUACUCUUAACAUCUGCUGUUUUGAAUCGUAGACCCUGAAGCGUUCAAUAGCACUCGGCAGCUGUGUCUACCUGUGUGUGCGCGGCCGUGUGAACGUGUGAGUGUGAAGCUGUACGUGCACGUAAUUUAAACACGUUUAGUACUGUAUGAUUUAAUAUAAGCCUUUCUUUCACUUGACAAGGACUCUCCCUUUUUUGUAAGCUCGCAGCCUCUAUCUGCGCCUGUCCAAACAGCACCGACUGGAGAGAGCUAACAUAAAACGAUGAGCUGCCGCACAUCUACAGCAACACACGUAGGAACACGUUUUUUUCCCCCUCGUGAAGCUCCCCCGUCAGUGUUUCGAGAGCCGAUAACAUCAUCAGCCAGUUACUCGUUAUGGUUAUGUUUGGUGUUAAAAAUUAUACUAUGCAUGCAUGUGUUGAUCUCUCUCUUUCUCUUUCAUAUCUUGUUCCAUAUGAUAUGGAUUUAUCCUAUAUUAAGUCUUGAUUGAUAGACUGGUGUGUGAUAACUACUUUAUUAGACAUUAAUAGGCUUUAUGUUGCUUAAUUUAUGGUAAAACUAUGUUUCAUGUCAUUGUUAUGAAAUAUUAUACAAGGGCCAUGCUUCAUUUGUACAUAUAUAAAUAUUUUACAAGUCUAUAGGGGUAAAGUCUUCCAUUUCCAUAAUUCCAUUUAUACACAGAAAAGUAUAUGUGUUUAGGGGUAACAUAAUAUAUAUAUGAGUUGCAAUAGAAAACAUGCCGAAAAAUAUCUGAGAACUGAAAUAUAAUGAUAUUUUACAUGAAAAACACCUGUUCCUUGCACCCACUCAUACAGAUUUAUAGAUUAUGCAGGGGGGAACAGUAUUGGCCUAAAAUUGUACCAACUCUUUAAAUAGCGUCCUCCUUCCUUCGCUCCUUUCUUUCUUUCCGACCUUUUCUUUGAUCGUGCCUCCUUUCUAUCUGUCAUUUUAUUUUUUCCUCUGACCUUUCCCGAUCCUCCUCUCCUCUCUUUCUUCCUCAUUGUCUUUUUUCCUACCUCAUUUCCCUUUCUCUUGACCUUUACCCCUCUCUAUAGGCUUUCUUUUUGUUCGCUCACCCUCUCUACCAUUUUCAUCUCUUCUCUUUAAGAUCCAUUUCCCUCCUGCUUGUUUUUAUUCUGAUGCAUCCUCUUGUCUCUUACCCUUUCUUUGUCAUUCUCUUCUCAUUCUGGCUGAUUUGUCCCAUAUUGCCUCCGUUUACAUUUCACCAUUUUUCUCUUGCAAUCCCUAGCCUUGCUGAGGCUGGCUACCUGACAUUAAACUUGAAAUCUGAUGCUUGUUUCUUGAACUUGCUUUAAUGCUGCUUUAAUUUCAGCCGAGCUUUCAUGCUAAACAAGUAGUUUAACAAUAACCUGAAGAUAAUUUACAGUUUUUACAUGCAGACAACAAAGAUACUGCUCAUGAAGAGAAGAAAUGUGUUUUGUGAGAUAGUU
Molecule: messenger RNA, 6051 nt
Organism: Chelmon rostratus (copperband butterflyfish)
Lineage: Eukaryota; Metazoa; Chordata; Actinopteri; Chaetodontiformes; Chaetodontidae
Gene: prkcbb
Product: protein kinase C, beta b
Exons: 17
Coding region: 289-2310 (673 amino acids)
Biological process (GO): protein phosphorylation
Molecular function (GO): ATP binding; diacylglycerol-dependent serine/threonine kinase activity; zinc ion binding
Source: RefSeq, a predicted model, not a curated record